Molecule: messenger RNA, 1125 nt
Organism: Entrophospora sp. SA101
Lineage: Eukaryota; Fungi; Glomeromycota; Glomeromycetes; Entrophosporales; Entrophosporaceae
Source: the annotation of a GenBank genome assembly
AUGACUGAAUCUACAACAGGAUCUUUUUCAACAAAUUUAAUUUCUGACGACGAAGAUGACAAAGAAUCAAUUAGAUCUAUACCUCCAAAUACUACUAACGUCGCCAACAAUAUCACAAAUACUGCCACUGCUUCUAAUAUUUCAUCAUCGUCACCAUAUUUUGUAGAAAAUUUCCAUAAAAAUAAUAAAAAAUCAUUUGCUAAAAGUCGACGACCAGCUCCCCUUUCAUCAAUUCAGUAUAAUUCUCCCACUGCUGUUACUACACCUGUCACUUCUACUGUUAAUUAUAACACCUAUGUUACCCCAAGAAGAACUGCUUCAAAUCCUGGUAAUGGUCUACGAAAAAAUAAUUCAUUACGCUUCUUCAAUAAUUAUUCACAGUCUUUGCCAUCACAAAGUUUCACUCAAUAUCUGUCACAAAUACCAGGAACCCCAACCACACCAUGGACGAGUAAUAGCUUACCAUCGCCUUUGAGUAGCCCAAGAUCCAGUGUUACACCUACAGGAACUUUUAAGAAUGAUAUAACGUCUAAAAAUAUGGAUCUAGGAUAUGCAUCGUGCUUAUUAAAUCCUUUAUAUAAUCCAUUAUUUUACGAAAAAGAAGAAGAAACUUCAAAUAUGGUAGAAUAUGGAUUGCCAGAAUUACCACCAAAUGAUAUACAUUUAAAACCUUUUUGGUUGAUGAGAUUAUUGGAACGAACCAUGACCACUGGUGGAUAUUUAACACCAAAAUUAUAUAUUCCAAGACAUUUAUGGUUGCAAGGACAUGCAAAACUUAAUGCAUUGGAAACUAAAAUUUCUAGUUGUGAUGUUGUUUUAAAUUGUUUGCUAAGAUUGACAAAAUCUUCGAUUAACGAUAUGGAUGCUUUAGCAAAGGAAUUAGAAGGUAUUGACCUUAUACUUGAUGGAUUACAAAACUCGCUGGCACGUAAAAUAAGUUAUAUAGAGUCUACAACUGGUAAAGGUAAACAGAGUGCCAGUUCACUGAUGAGUUGGGGAUCCAAAUUAUCACGUGGACUUGAUCGAAUGGGUAUGAGUAAUGCCAUGAUUCGUAGUGAAGAAGCUAACGGAUAUGUUGAUGUGCUAUUAAAAUUAUUUCAAAAUGUUGAUAUAGUAGGUCAGUGA